Suricata suricatta (meerkat) is the source of this 2317-nucleotide messenger RNA. It is a transcript of the gene SLC2A6, whose product is annotated as solute carrier family 2 member 6. NCBI's taxonomy places the organism in Eukaryota, Metazoa, Chordata, Mammalia, Carnivora, Herpestidae. The coding region runs from base 109 to 1638 and encodes 509 amino acids. The record is from RefSeq and is a predicted model, not a curated record. Gene Ontology annotation, molecular function: transmembrane transporter activity. The transcript is spliced from 10 exons. Gene Ontology annotation, cellular component: membrane. Gene Ontology annotation, biological process: transmembrane transport.
CGGCCGGAUGCUCGGCGCCGCCGCGGCCCGAAGCGCCUCCCGGCUGGAGCUGUCCCCCAGCACCCGGCCACCCGGCGGAGGCACGGACACUGCGAGGGCGGGCUGGCCAUGCAGGAGCCGCUGCUGGGAGCCGAGGGCCCGGACUAUGACACCUUCCCGGAGAAGUCGUCCCCGUCGCCGUCGCCCGGGGAGAGGACGCGAGUCGGGGCGCCACAGAACAGGAGGGUGUUCCUGGCUACCUUUGCCGCCGUGCUGGGCAAUUUCAGCUUUGGCUACGCCCUGGUCUACACGUCCCCCGUCAUCCCUGCUCUGGAGCUCUCCUUGGACCCGGACCUGAGGCUGACCCAGACCCAGGCCUCCUGGUUUGGGUCCGUAUUCACCUUGGGCGCAGCGGCGGGGGGCCUCAGUGCCAUGGUGCUCAAUGACCUCCUGGGCCGGAAGCUCAGCAUCAUGUUCUCGGCCGUGCCCUCGGCAGCUGGCUACGCGCUCAUGGCAGGCGCCCACGGCUUCUGGAUGCUGCUGCUCGGGAGGACGCUGACGGGCUUCGCCGGAGGGCUCACAGCCGCCUGCAUCCCGGUGUACGUGUCUGAGAUCGCCCCCCCGCGUGUCCGGGGGGCCCUGGGGGCCACGCCCCAGCUCAUGGCCGUGUUCGGGUCGCUGUCCCUCUACGCCCUUGGCCUCCUGCUGCCGUGGCGCUGGCUGGCUGUGGCCGGGGAAGGGCCUGUGCUCGUCAUGACCCUGCUGCUCAGCUUCAUGCCCAACUCCCCUCGCUUCCUGCUGUCCCGGGGCAGGGACUCGGAGGCGCUGCGGUCGCUGGCCUGGCUGCGCGGGGCCGACGCCGACAUCCGCUGGGAGUUCUCGCAGAUCCAGGACAACGUCCAGAGACAGAGCACCCGCGUAUCGUGGGCUGAGGCCCGGAGCCCCCACGUGUACCGGCCCAUUCUCAUCGCCUUGCUGAUGCGCUUCCUGCAGCAGCUGACGGGCAUCACGCCCAUCCUUGUCUACCUGCAGCCCAUCUUCGAGAGCACUGCCGUCCUGCUGCCCCCAAGGGACGAUGCGGCCAUUGUGGGAGCCGUGAGGCUCUUCUCCGUGCUGAUCGCCGCCCUCACCAUGGACCUGGCUGGCCGCAAGGUUCUGCUCUUCGUCUCCGCCACCAUCAUGUUUGCUGCCAACCUGACGCUGGGGCUGUAUGUCCACUUCGGCCCAAAGCCUCUGACUCCCAAUAGCACUGUGGGCCUCGAGAGUGUCCCCUUGGGGGGCACGGAGCAGCCCCUGGCCGCACCCACCAACUACCUCACCCUGGUGCCCCUGGUGGCCACCAUGCUCUUCAUCAUGGGUUACGCCAUGGGCUGGGGGCCCAUCACCUGGCUCCUCAUGUCGGAGAUCCUCCCCCUGCAAGCCCGCGGCGUGGCCUCAGGGCUCUGCGUGCUGGUCAGCUGGCUCACCGCCUUCGCCCUCACCAAGUCCUUCCUGCUGGUGGUGAAUGCCUUUGGCCUCCAGGUGCCUUUCUUCUUCUUUGCUGCCAUCUGCUUGGCCAACCUGCUGUUCACCGGCUGCUGUGUGCCUGAGACCAAGGGCCGGUCGCUGGAGCAGAUUGAGUCCUUCUUCCGCACUGGGAGGAGGUCCUUCCUGCACUAGGCCAGGGUCCCCACCUGGGAGGGGCCAAGCCCUGGACGCCGGGCCUCUGCGCUGGCCACAAGCCUGCACACCAAGCCGGGGGGCGGCAGCCAACGUGCCAUGAGACGGAGCCCAGGACCACCAGACAGAAGCAGGGCAGGCUCCCCAGAGUGCGCUUCUGGCUCUGGGCAGGCAGCACCCCCGUCCAGCCCGGGCCCCAGCUCAGCCGUGUCGCACGCUCGUCGGCCAAGACCCACCGGCAGAGAAGGCAGCCAUGGGCCACAGGGGAGUACACGGCCCAGGGUCCAUGACAAGGCCCUGCAAGGUGACCACGGGGCCCCGGCCCUGACUCCUGCACGGAGAACGUCCCCAUAGAAGGCUGGGGUGGGGACAGAGCCAGGCGGGGCAGGAGGCGGUGGCCGGCUCCACCUGGGACAUCGUCACGCCAUGCUGUCCUGAUUGCUGAGUCAGCGCCGAGCUUCCUAACCAUGGGGAGGAAGACAGAUCUGCACUUCUGGAAGCCGUGGACACCGUAGAGAACAAUCUGGACUCCCAGGCCAGGGCACAGAGCCCCGCCCAGAUGCUUCCUCCUAUACCUGCCCAACCUCUGGAAAUGGGGCUCCUAAGUGCCCCUGUCUGUGAACCAUGUUCACCCCGUUUGUAAAAAUAAAUCAGGCUCUCGCCCGGGAGCGGAAGAGAA